GUGACAUGUGGAUUGUGCGUUUGUGAAGGGACGAUCCCUGGACCGCCUAGAGUUGCAGGUUAGCAUCAGACUCUACACCCGGCUCUGUUCAAGAGAUUGUGUUGCUGGCAGAAAUCGCCAAGGCUUCAUUUUUGGGAGGAUCAGGGGUUCCUACGCCUUGCAGCUAUGAGGGGUGUGUUGCGGGGUCUUCAAGGGCGUGUUUUCAACUUGGGCGCUCUUUGCGCUGACUGCAUGAAUGCGUUUCAUACAGGUAGGCUGACGCAAUUUGGGCGAGACUUUGGGACUACGAUUGCAAAAAAGACUAGGGUGCUGAGUUUUGGAGAUGGUAGCCAUGGGGCACUCGGACACACAGAUUGCUUCGGCGGUGAUGCGUAUGAGCCUCGAGAAAUUAAUGGUUUGCCGGAAGAUGUGGUGAGUGUGGGAGCUGGACAUUACCAUUCCAUGGCCGUGGCACAAACAGGGGAGCUAUGGGCUUGGGGUCGCAAUUUGGAAGGUCAGCUUGGUGAAAGAGACGGAAACACCAGAGAAAAAUGGCAUCAACCGCAAAGAGUGCGAGGUUUGGAAAGCGUUGAAGUUGUAUCAGCAAGAGGGUCGGGGGUUGUUUCCAUGGCCAUUGCAAGAGACGGAUCAUUGUGGACGUGGGGCAAGUCUAAACGCGGGCAGCUUGGCUUGGGCACCAAAAUCAUGUAUGCUCAAACCCCGAAGCGGGUGGAGGCCCUUGUGGGGCAACAAGUGGUGCAGGUAGCGUUAGGCUGGGGUCAUGCUCUUGCGCGCACAGCUGAAGGCCAUGUUUACAGCUGGGGUUACGCAGCGAACGGCCGCCUUGGGUUCCAGCUAUCCGACUCUGAAUCUGCUGAAACUUCAGUAAAGAAAACCAGUCCUACGGCCAUUGCUCGUGUCGAUAACGAAUCUAUUGAAGAGGCGGCAUACCGGCAAGUCCUAGAAGAUAUGGAGAAAGAGAAGAGUCCGGUUCUGGCUUGGGAGCCUGUUCGAAUUAACUCACUGUGCUCGCAACAUGUGACAGAAAUUAGUUGCGGGAUGGACCAUUCUCUGACAUUAAAUGAGAAAGGAGAGCUCUGCAGCUUUGGUGACAACAGCUUGGGACAACUCGGCAGGUCCACUGCAAUUUCUGCUGUGCAGUCUAGCAUUUUCGCAGUGGAGAAUUCAGAGGAUCAUGUGCAAGGUCUUAUUAGGGGGGAAAAAGUACUUCACGUAGGUGCAGGUCUUGGUCACUCUUUGGCUGUCACUGCCCAAGGAUCAAUCUAUUCGUGGGGCUGGAAUGCUGGCCACCAGCUUGGUAGAGAUGAACGGCAGGAUAGUUCUCUACCAGCAUGCGUUGAAGAUGUCGAAGGAGAUGUGGUAGCUCUAGUUGGUGGUCGUGCGCAUUCCUUGGCACUGACAUCGCAAGGACAACUCUGGGUGUGGGGCAGUGGGAAGAAUGGCAGGCUAGGACUAGGCAGCCCUGCCGAUGAGCCUUCGCCACUUCUUCUAGAGAGCUUGGAGAAUCACUGCAUUGCGGAAGUCGCUUGCGGCUUCGAUCAUUCUCUCAUUCUCCUUAUCUCUUAGCUCACAUGUCAAAGCUUGUAGUGAAUGGUUUCCUCAACAUUACUGCAGUUUGUUGCAAAGUGUGAGUUCAAUAUGCUUUUCGUCUAAAUAUACUCUUCGCCGGGUCGGAAAUACCAUCGUAAGUAAGGAGAAUAGUUUUUCGGCUUUCCUCGAGCGGUAUGUUGACGAGACCAAUUCGCAGGUUUUACAGAUCUAAAUAGUUACAAUGUUCUGAUGUUGAAAACCCAGCACCGUCUUGGUUACCAUCACUGACCCCUCGGCUGUUCGUGCUUAUUGUGUGGCAGCAAUCAAGUACACGCUUCAUCGCCUGUUCUUCUAUGGAAUCUUUCGCUAGGUGUGUGGUGUUGGAGCCUCGACCUUCCACAGGAACCACCGCUGGAUGUUGAGCCCGUGAAGAUAUAGCAACAGCAAGUAAAUGAUAUUUGAUUUGUAUUCUUGUAAUAUAUAUAUAUAUAUAUAUAUAUAUACAUAGAUGUUUGAAAUAUCUAAUAUAAUUUUAGAGUUCUAUUACUAUGGAAGAACUUCGUUAUAUUCUAAAAUACUCCUUCAAUAAAGGUGUGGUUGAAUUAUCUCUUGAAA
Molecule: messenger RNA, 2145 nt
Organism: Physcomitrium patens
Lineage: Eukaryota; Viridiplantae; Streptophyta; Bryopsida; Funariales; Funariaceae
Product: ultraviolet-B receptor UVR8
Source: RefSeq, a predicted model, not a curated record